AAGUGAAUUUGAAAUAUAAGAAUUUACUUCUUUGAUCUGAAAUUUCGAAAAUGAGCAACUUCCUACGGAAUAUAGAGCAUUUCGAAAAGUUUGAAAUAUUUUUUAUUGGAGAGAAACUGAGGGAAGCACUGAACGAUGCUAAUCUGAUCAAAAACCGGAAAUAUCAUUUGCGCACGUAUCGGAACUGCAUUGUGGGAAAGGAGCUCGUUGAUUGGGUAGUUAAAAAUAGACACUGUGAUAGCAGACAAGGCGCUUUAGAAGGACUGCGUAUACUUAAGAAGUAUGGAGUUGUUCAUCACGUUUGUGACGACCACGAUAUCAAAGACGAGGCUCUGUUUUACCGAUUCCGAAAAGAUGACGACACCGUCAGGGAGAAUGCUGACCUCUGUCUCUUCUACAAGGCUUAUGACAUAUUUAAUGGUCUGUCCGCCCGUACGUGCGGGAUAAUGCGGAGCUACCAACAGGAUGGGGAGCUGUACCGGAACGCGUUCCAGGGCGCUGAGUUUGUUGACUUCCUGUUUAGUACCGGACAUGUCUCCAACCGGGAGGACGGCGUGCGCAUCGGCCGGAACCUUUUGGAAAAUGAACUAAUACGACACGUGACUGAUGACUUCCACUUCCGGGAUGAUCGCCGGCUCUUGUACCAAUACACCGUGGACAUGGCCGGAAGUCGCCAGCUGCGAGAGGUCUUCAACUACCUUCCGAGCGCAAAGGGACCACCAACACACGUGCUUCACCGGAUGCGAUCUAGAGGGCCGGAAGAAGGACACCAGUUUUUUACUCCUACAUCAACACCAGAAUGCUCACCUGAACUCGCCAGACGACUUUUUAAGAAGACUCAUGAUGACGCAUCGGCAUCUGCUUCAAAUGACGUAGCUCAUGAUGUCAGAGAUAGACAUUUCUCUGGCGACUCUGGCAACGACACAGACUGCAGUGAAACUGCAGUUGAAAAAAGCUCAACAAGAUCAGUUUUACUACGACAUGCCACUGUACAUGAGCUUCAAUCCCCAGACACACCUUACAUAAAACAAACAAUAAAGGUCCAAAGUGAUCCGGUUGGUUACGGGUUUGUUGUCAGGGGCAACUGUCCAGCUUACGUGCAGGCAGUAGACCCCAUGGGGCCUGCAGCGGCAGCCGGCCUUAAGGUUCGACAGUACAUAUAUUCUGUGAACGGACAUUACGUGUUAACACAGGACCACAAAGCAGUAGGAAAAUUCAUUCUGGACAGCGAAAAUCUUGUUACGCUGAUUGUUAUGACGCAUAGGAGGGAUGCGAGAUUUUUGCAUAAAUAAUUCCCCGUCGGAUUAUGCGACAAUUAUAAAUUGAAUCGAUUCAUUUUCCAAAACAAAUGUUAUCUUCAUUACAUUUUAUACAUUGUUGGAGCUUCAGUGCCAAGUGCCAAUUCCUGGAUUGAAUUUAAAACAGAUGUUGAGCUCACCCAAAACAUUUAGUCUGAAUUUACUCCAAACAAAUGCAAUACAACUAUAUUUUUAAAAUACUCAACCUUUCGUUUAAUUGUGUUCAAUGAUUUUAUUGUUAAUAUUUUACCAAAAAAAAUGAA
This is a messenger RNA of Mya arenaria, 1561 nucleotides long. Its product is annotated as DEP domain-containing mTOR-interacting protein-like. Lineage: Eukaryota; Metazoa; Mollusca; Bivalvia; Myida; Myidae. The record is from RefSeq and is a predicted model, not a curated record. Gene Ontology annotation, biological process: intracellular signal transduction. The transcript is spliced from 9 exons. Gene Ontology annotation, molecular function: protein binding. Bases 51 to 1292 code for a protein of 413 amino acids.